AGGCUUUGUCUCAGGGUCUUAGAAGAUGUGCAGACGAACCUUGAACAGAAGAACAUGUUUGUGUCUCUGUAAGCAGAUAAACAUUCUGCAAAGAUCUCAGUGACACGACAUGGCCUUCUUAGGUGUUAUCCUCAGAUGAACAUGAACAGAAACAAAAUUAUUACAAAGUAAAAAAUUUAUAAUUUCCCUCACACAUGACACUCCUAGUCUCCAGACCUUAUUUGCAGAAGGCAGUGUACAGCAUCUGGCAGAGGUACAAUACUUAGGAAAACAGUCCAAAAAUAGGCAAGCAAUCUGGCAGAGAUAGAACAGAUGUCAGGAAGAACGCGGAGAGGAUAUUUUUACAAUUGAGAAUUCAAAAGCUGUUCAGAGGAAACAAAAGAGUCUAGUGGUAGCCAGAGGUUGGGCAAACAGUGUUCUACAGAAUAUUUCAUACAUCUAGAACUAUCACUAUCCGCCUGCUUUUUAUUUUUCAUUAAUGUGUUAAUAGAUAUAGUAACAAAUUUGUUACUUGUGAUGAUGAAACAUGACACCUAAGGACUAAAUGUCGUUUCAGUAAAGUAAAUAUUUUAUCAUAAAGUUGUGCAAACCUUUGUAGCUGGCUGUGCAAUUUUAUGACAUAAAUGAUGUCUAGUAAACAACACACACUACCAUGAGUAGAUAAGUGAGAAAUGCAAACUCUGGGUUGUUUUUUUGACCUUUAAUCAUUCAAGGCCUGGAAACUCAGUUCAGACACACUGAAUGCCUAUAACUCUCUUACUCCACUUGAGACAAACAACUUGAAGCUUCAUCUGUCCAUACUGAACUGAGUACAGGACCAGCGUUUUAGUAAACGAUGCCCAUCCCCAGAGGUCACAUAUGUCAGAGUUGGAAAUGGGACACAGUCUCGAAGUCUCACGAUGCAUGUGUGUCUCAAUGUGGCCAGGCUGUCUAUUUCCACAUCAGCCCACUGCUGGAGAGCGAAGGCACUGCAGCUGUUCGAGGAAAUGAAGUUACAGGUUUCACUCAUGGUGAGCAUUACUGGGAGAUCGAGUUUCUGGAACCUCCAUAUGGCACCUCUGUGAUGGUGGGAGUUGGUACCCAGAAUGCACUUCUGCAUGCAGGAGAUCGGCAAUUUAUCAACCUUAUAGGUAUGGACGCUGAAGGUUGGGGUUUGUCAUAUAAAGGCAUUCUCUGGCACAACGGGAAGAGUAAGAAAUACACAGAACCAUUCUACGAGAUAAACACAGUCAUCGGAGUUCUGCUGGACUGCAGCGCAGGAACAUUAACAUUCUACCGCAAUGGAGAGAACCUCGGCCUGGCCUUCUCUGACCUGAACCAUGUUAGUGGGCCUUUGUACCCGAUGGUGAGCUCCACGACCCCAGAGACCGAGCUGCAGCUUGUCGUUAGAUCAUCUCGCCUCGCAUCUCUACAGGAAUUCUGCAUACACACCAUCACACACUGGCUCAACCCUGGACACAUACAUGAACUGCCUUUACCCACUGCAUUAUGUCGCCAAAUAUGCAACUAUAACACAGACAUAUCACACACAUGCUGUGAUGCUCAUACCUAAUGCAGUAUAACAGACAUAUAACCUGGGAUUUGUUUUCAUCUUCAAGAAGCUGAGUAAAGCUAUUAAAGAAGUGUUUGUAUGACUUCGAAAGAAAAUUCUAAAUACAGCUUACAAUUAUGCAUUUAGGUACUGAUGAUGACAAGCCCAAUAUUAAAGCUACAAAUACUGAACUGCA
Messenger RNA from Ictalurus punctatus (channel catfish), 1727 nucleotides. RefSeq names its product SPRY domain-containing SOCS box protein 3. Gene Ontology annotation, biological process: intracellular signal transduction; proteasome-mediated ubiquitin-dependent protein catabolic process. The coding region runs from base 836 to 1552 and encodes 238 amino acids. Lineage: Eukaryota; Metazoa; Chordata; Actinopteri; Siluriformes; Ictaluridae. The record is from RefSeq and is a predicted model, not a curated record. Gene Ontology annotation, molecular function: protein binding. Gene Ontology annotation, cellular component: SCF ubiquitin ligase complex. The transcript has 5 exons.